AGCCUUGUGACUCCUCGCCUUCAGACUUGGAUAUUGGGGAUUGCUCUCGUCGAGGCGCGCCGCUCCUUAAUCUUUCUUUCUCCAUUGGAUUAUCAUCCCCAGCAGGAUUCCGGAUCGCCGCCGGGAUGAGGCUGAUGCCCAUGGCCCUGGUCUACCUGGGCGCCCUUUCUUUCCUGGCAGUGGACUCUGCGCCCUUGGACGUGGCUUCGGAGUUCAGAAAGAAAUGGAACAAGUGGGCGUUGAACCGAAGGAAGCGGGAGCUGAGGGGGGCCACGAGCCCCUCGGUCGGGGCGAUGGGUGAAGCAGCAGCGGCCCGGCCCUUGGAGACUUUCGUCCGCCCCCUGGACGUCAAGGGGUCCGGCCCGGGCCCACAGUCCAGGAGCCCGGACGCCUCCCGCAUCCGCGUCAAGCGCUACCGGCAGAGCAUGAACGGGUUCCCGCACUUCCAGGGCCUGCGGCUGGGCUGCCGCUUCGGGACGUGCACGGUGCAGAAGCUGGCGCACCAGAUCUACCAGCUGACCGACAAGGACAAGGAUGACACCGCCCCCGCCAACAAGAUCAGCCCCCAGGGCUACGGCCGCCGCCGCCGCCGCAGGAGCGCCCGGGCACCAGUGCAGCAGCACCGGCUGCAGGAGCCGCUACAGGAGGAGUUGCAGCUGCAGGAAGAGCGGCUGCAGCUGCAGGAGCCCCUCCAGGAGAAGCUGCAUCUGAAGGAGCCCCUACGGGAGAAGUUGCAGCUGCAGGAAGAGCGGCUGCAGCUGCAGGAGCCCCUGCAGGAGAAGUUGCAGCUGCUGGAGCCCCUACAGGAGAAGCUGCAUCAGAAGGAGCCCCUGCGGGAGAGGUUGCAGCUGCAGGAGCCCCUGCAGGAGACGUUGCAGCUGCAGGAGCCCCUGCAGGAGAAGUUGCAGCUGCAGGAACCCCUGCAGGAGAGAUUGCAUCUGCAGGAGCCCCUACAGGAGAAGUUGCAUCCGCGGGAGAGGUUGCAGCUGCAGGAAGAGCGGCUGGAGCUGCAGGAGCCCCUACAGGAGAAGUCGCAGCUGCAGGAGCCCCUACAGGAGAAGUUGCAGCUUCAGGAGCCCCUACAGGAGAAGUUGCAGCUGCAGGAACCCCUGCAGGAGAGACUGCACCAGCAGGAGCCCCUACAGGAGAGGUUGCAGCUGCAGGAGGGGCGGCUGCAGCAGCAGGAGCCCCUACAGGAGAAGUUGCAUCUGAAUGAGCCCCUGCAGGAGAGGUUGCAGCUAAAGGAGGAGCGACAGCAGCUGCAAGAGUCCCUGCAGGAGAGGUUGCGGUUGCAGGAGAGGCUGCAGGGCACCGUCCCCUCUCCGAUGUCGCUCCGAUUGCGCGGGGAUUUAGGGGGCGGGGGCGGCCCCCAGACUUUGGCCGAGGCAUAAAAACCCGCCCUCGCCCGUGCGUGAACUGGGGCUCAUCGGAGCUUUUUGGGGGUACCGGGAUGAGGAGGGGGCCGCGGCCGACCCCAAGCCAAGGAGCAGCUGCCGCAGAGCAACCUAAAGCGCCCGGGAUCCUGCCCCCCUCCACCUGGGGGGUCACCCACCCCCGAACCCCCUUUUCCCCCCCAAGCUGUGACCUGUGACCGACCCAAAGGGGCAAAGGCCGUGCCGAGGGCGCGGAAAGAGGAGACAGAGGAGGAGAAGAAAGGAUCCUCUUCCCCGGGGAGGCCUGCAAAAGUUACCCGGGGCUCCCCAAAGCCCGGAGAACCGGCGCCUUGAGGGGACCCCCCCACCCCGAGGGGGCUAGCGAGUCGCAUUAUACUUGAACUUUUCAGAAUCCAGAGAGGAAAAGUGCAAUGGCCGAGUUUUAAUUAUACGUGUUGUACAUACAGAGGUAACUAUAACUAUCAGAUAUUUAAGUUUUCUGUUGCUGUCUUUUUUGGGGGGGGGCUGGGGGGGGGACC
Molecule: messenger RNA, 1912 nt
Organism: Tachyglossus aculeatus (Australian echidna)
Lineage: Eukaryota; Metazoa; Chordata; Mammalia; Monotremata; Tachyglossidae
Gene: ADM
Product: adrenomedullin
Exons: 4
Coding region: 126-1391 (421 amino acids)
Biological process (GO): adenylate cyclase-activating G protein-coupled receptor signaling pathway; regulation of systemic arterial blood pressure; adrenomedullin receptor signaling pathway
Cellular component (GO): extracellular region
Molecular function (GO): hormone activity; adrenomedullin receptor binding
Source: RefSeq, a predicted model, not a curated record